AUGUCUAUAAAUUUUUUGUUUCCAGUUGUAUUUUCAAUACUAUUUUUAAAAAUGAAAAAAAGUAGUCUUUCUGUUAGUGGAUUUCAGAAUCAAAUUACAAUUUGCCGAUUUGAUAUAUAUUACGGUCUUGAAAUAAUAAAACAUGAUAAAAUUCAGAUUUAUUUUGAAAAUAAUUACAUUUUUGAUACUAAUAAUGUACUUCAAUAUUCGUCAUUUCAGCGUGUUUUUUAUAAGAAUGGAAAUUACAUUUACGUAUCUGAUUUGUUAUACGAUAACAACAUUAUAAAUAUACGUCCAGAAGGUUUUAAGCUUCUAGCAAAGCUAAAUAUAAUAUUUAAAGAUAAAGCUGAUUUUUUGACUGCUAAAUAUAAUAAAAAAGAAGAAAAAUGUAGUGUAUCUUUAAAAUAUGAUGAAAUUAUGCCGUGUGAAACAUCGCAGGUUAUAUUUUUGAAAUUGGUAUAUAGAUUUGUUCAUAGCGGAAGAAAAGAUUUUUUUAUUAAAUUUAAAAAAACUUUACCAACUUUUUUUUGUGACGCUCUUGGAAAAAAUCUACCAAUUUCUUUUAUAAAUGAUCUUAAACAAAAAUCAGAACUAUGGCAAUUUACAUUUAGUACAUUGUCUUAUGAUUAUUUUAAUAAUAGUGAAAAAAUUUUGAAGGAUUCAAAUUUUUUUAGUACUAAAGAUCAAAGUAUUUUAAAUUUAAUGCUGGCGGAAUAUAUUUAA
This is a messenger RNA of Vairimorpha ceranae, 723 nucleotides long. RefSeq lists its product as hypothetical. The transcript has a single exon. NCBI's taxonomy places the organism in Eukaryota, Fungi, Microsporidia, Nosematidae. Bases 1 to 723 code for a protein of 240 amino acids. The record is from RefSeq and is a predicted model, not a curated record.